Ananas comosus (pineapple) is the source of this 884-nucleotide messenger RNA. Its product is annotated as protein DOG1-like 1. The transcript has 2 exons. The coding region runs from base 1 to 876 and encodes 291 amino acids. Lineage: Eukaryota; Viridiplantae; Streptophyta; Magnoliopsida; Poales; Bromeliaceae. The record is from RefSeq and is a predicted model, not a curated record. Gene Ontology annotation, biological process: DNA-templated transcription. Gene Ontology annotation, molecular function: sequence-specific DNA binding.
AUGAAGUGUUUCACUUCAUGCUACGAGGACUGGGUCCGGAAGCAGGAGUGGGACCUCACCUACCUCCUGGCCGCCGCCUCCACCUCCGCCGCCGCUUCGGCCGAGCAGACUGCCGCCGACGCCGAGCUGCGCGUCGUGGUCGAGAAGAGCCUGCGGCUGUACGAGGAGUACGCCGAGCAGCGGUGCGCGCUGGCCCCUGCCGACGGGCCCGCCUUCUUCUGCCCGGCGUGGUGCUCCGCCUUCGAGAACUCCGUCCUCUGGAUGGGCGGCUGCCGGCCCACCCUCUUCAUCCGCCUCCUCUACUCCCUCUCCGGCGCCGCGCUCGACGCCCGCCUCCACGACUUCCUCAACAACGGCGGGGACGACGGCACAGAUCGCCUCUCGGCAGAACUGCUACGGGGAGAGAAAUCGAUGCUAGGGCUGUCAGCACGGCAGCUCGGUCUGGUGGACGAGCUGCACGGCCACACGCUGAGGGAGGAGGGCCGGCUGACGGCGAAGAUGGCCACGGUGCAGGAGGACGUGGCCGACAGGCCGCUGCUCUCUGCCGCGCGAGUGCACCGGAAAAUCACUUCUUCUUCGGCUGCUGCUGCUGCUGCUUAUGCUGCUUCUUCUUCUUCUUGGGGGAACGAUGGAGAUGUCGCGGCGGCAAUAAAGAGUUGCGCAGAGGAGAUGGCUGGAUUGCUGGUGGAGGCGGAUCGGCUGCGGGUCGCGACGGCGAGGGCGCUGCUGACGGAGAUUCUGGGCCCAAAGCAGGCCGUGGAGCUGCUCGUGGCCGCAAAGCAGCUGCAUCUUUCAAUCCACAAGUCCAGCAAGCAGAGGGAUACUGAUCUCUGCUGCGGCGGCGGCGGCGGCAACGUGGACGGAGCUGUUUUUUGAUGUGGCUU